CUUGUUUCUCCCUAAUCCACUAGCGUUUGGCCUUCAAAUGCCAAUUCACGGGGACACGCCUCUCGAGGAUGACUGAAGAGCACACGAGCAAGACACGCGCUGGCUACGGGACAAUAAAACAUACCGUCUCUGGCCAACAGCACGCUCCUCUGGCCAACAGCCCGUUCCCCUGUGCCUCGUGCAACCUCUCUGCCGACCGCGUAAUCAACGCCGCGCGCAACAUCCUCAUCAGGUGUCUCGCUGCAUCUCAAGCACAGAAAGGUAUGAUCAUGAUUGGUCUUGUAAAGAAAUUGAGACCUGAAAGACUGAAAGAUCUUUGGAGUAAGACUAUCAGCUCAUCAAUGUACUACAAGGGUAGUCUUUUCUUGUUGUUUAAAAUAUGGAUUGCAUAAAACUUAUAUAAAAAAAACAAAAAAAAAA
Williopsis jadinii is the source of this 420-nucleotide messenger RNA. RefSeq lists its product as uncharacterized. The coding region runs from base 69 to 392 and encodes 107 amino acids. The transcript has 2 exons. The record is from RefSeq and is a predicted model, not a curated record. NCBI's taxonomy places the organism in Eukaryota, Fungi, Ascomycota, Saccharomycetes, Phaffomycetales, Wickerhamomycetaceae.